GAUGAUCGGGUCUUGGGCGUGUGGGAUCGACCCAGGUCUCGAAUCCAAGAGAUAUCAUACCAUAACUAAGAUCAAACCAAAAGCACUACCGCAAAUUUGGCCUUCCUUCAUGGAGCAAUCGGUGCACUCAAUUUCUGGGAAACUUGCAUCAUUUAUGCCAGGAUAGAGCAUGCUUCAACUUUGUACGAGAUGAAGAACUGGUCUAAACUCGUCCGUUCUGUAUCAUGGAGGUCCCCAUCCCCAAAUAGUUCUCUAUUGCAACGUUGGACCAAGUUGCCCACCCAUCUGUGAUUUGAUGUAAUUCAGUGGCGUCUGCUUGAUCCCCGUGAAUGCCAAUCCCGGUUGCUCUGCCUUCAACACGAUGGCCAUUUAUAGUCAAUGUUUCCCGCGCUUCUGCUUCCAUCAAAUGAUGUUCUCUAGGCCGCCCAAGACCCCAUUCAUAUUGAAGCACUCUCUGAGCUCCUCCCCCCAUUUAAAUCAAUCGCCUCACCCGCCCCAGUUUGGUAUCAUGUUCGAUAUCGAUGGUGUGAUCGUACGCGGCAAGAAGGUCCUGCCUUUUUCCCCCGGGGCCUUUCAACGUUUGGUCGAUUCUCAAGGCCGAUUUCGAGUGCCCACGGUGUUCGUCACCAAUGCGGGCAAUUCCUUACGACAAACUAAGGCUGAUCAAUUAUCUGACUGGCUCAAUGUCCAGGUGACGGAAGAUCAGGUGGUGAUGUCGCAUUCGCCCCUGAAAAUGUUCACCAAGUAUCAUAAUAGACACGUGCUAGUCACGGGUCAGGGACCUGUAGCCGAGAUUGCGGCCAAUUUGGGCUUCACUAAUAUCACCACCAUUUCUCAAUUGCGGCACGCGUUUCCGUCGCUCGAUGUGGUGGAUCACAAACGUCGGCGUACCGCACCGUGCUCAUUUGAAACCUACUUUCCUCGCAUAGAAGCCGUGGUUCUUUUUGGCGAGCCUAUACGAUGGGAGACGCCCUUGCAGCUCUUGAUUGAUGUUCUCACCACUCAGGGUUUGCCUUGUCAGGCCCCGAAAACCGUGCCCUACCCUCAUAUUCCCAUCUUAGCUUGUAACAUGGAUUUGCAAUGGAUGGCCGAAGCCGUUCUACCUCGAUUUGGUCAUGGGGCAUUUCUCACUUGUUUGGAAAACUUGUACCAAAAGAUUACUGGUCACGAUCUCGUGUACUCAGCCUUGAUUGGCAAGCCAUCAGAAAUUACCUACCGACACAGUGAGCACAUGUUGCAAGCGGCCGCCAAGAAAAUUGGACUGGACCAACCCGUUCAGAGCAUCUAUUGCAUUGGGGAUAAUGUGUGCACGGACAUAUUUGGUGCUAAUUUGUACCAUAAACAGUUGAGCAAACUCGCCAGUGAGGAGGUCUCAACUCAUCAGACUCCCCUGGCCGCCAGUCGAAGCUUUGAGCACUUGAUGGGACCCGAUGAAAGCAAAUUUAAACCCGAAGCUAAACGGUGUUACUCGAUACUGGUCGAAACGGGCGUAUACUCGUUUGAAGAUCGGGCCUCGCUCAACUGGAAUCACUCACCGCGAGAUUUUCUGCCUGUGGAGGAGAAACUCCUGGAGCCGUCCUUUUUGGUCCCUAACGUAAGCGAUGCCGUGGACUUGAUUCUUCAAAGAGAAGACUUUCAUUAAAUCACUCAUAAGCAAUAUUUUGCGAGAUCUGUGUUCAUGUCGAUUCGAUUGCAUCACUAGAUCAAUUGAUAAGCAAUAGAAAUGCAUCUUCAUUUAUGUACGCCUGA
Molecule: messenger RNA, 1749 nt
Organism: Tigriopus californicus
Lineage: Eukaryota; Metazoa; Arthropoda; Copepoda; Harpacticoida; Harpacticidae
Product: haloacid dehalogenase-like hydrolase domain-containing 5
Exons: 2
Coding region: 362-1642 (426 amino acids)
Biological process (GO): glycerophospholipid biosynthetic process
Cellular component (GO): mitochondrion
Source: RefSeq, a predicted model, not a curated record